Molecule: messenger RNA, 666 nt
Organism: Haemonchus placei
Lineage: Eukaryota; Metazoa; Nematoda; Chromadorea; Rhabditida; Trichostrongylidae
Source: the annotation of a GenBank genome assembly
AUGCCCAGUAAAGGUCUUCUACCACUUUAUGAAGCCACACGUUGUGGCUAUGGCAUGACAGAAUGUACGAUGGCAUCACAUUUACCCGAUCUCAAAAAUUCUGUCCCAUUUGGAAGCGUCGGUAAAGUGGCGUCAAAUCUUCGUAUGAAAAUUAUCGACCCAUCCACCGGUAUGGAAAUGCCUGUCGGUAUGAGCGGCGAGAUUUGCAUCAAAGGACCCACUAUCAUGUUAGGUUAUCUUGGCAAACCGGAUGCAACGAAAAGUACGAUAAUCAAUGGAUGGCUCCAUACUGGUGAUAUUGGAUAUGUCGAUGAGUACAGGAAUCUGUUCAUUGUUGACCGAUUGAAAGAGCUUAUCAAAGUGAAAGGACUUCAGGUGGCACCCGCUGAACUUGAAGACUUGCUGCUUGCUCAUCCUUUAAUUCGUGAUGCUGCUGUUAUUGGUGUACCUGACAAGAAAGCUGGAGAAUUACCCAAAGCAUUUGUCGUAAGGGCUUCAGACGCGUUGACCGAGGAGGAGGUUAAGCUUUGGAUCAAAGACAAAGUCUCUUCAUACAAACGGCUCGCUGGUGGUGUUGAAUUCAUCAACGAAAUUCCAAAGUCACCAGCCGGAAAAAUUUUGCGACGAGAGCUACGAGACCGAAAAGAAAUCAAAUCGAAAUUAUAG